AUGAAUGCAAUGAUCAAAGAAGAGGAAGAAGAGACAAUGUUUGACCAAGGCGGUAGUGAGAGCGGUGUCAGUUCUGCCCAUCUCACAUGUCAGAUGUGCUUCCCAAUCGGGAUUAGCUUUCUUUUAUAUCUCCUGCCCAUCACAUGGUGCUUCGUCUUUGCUCAUAUUUCCCCUGGCUUUAGACCUCAAGGUACGAAGAUGAAGUACAUUGUGGUCACCGGAGGCGUCAUCUCUGGAGCGGGAAAGGGCAUCGUCGCUUCCAGCACAGGUCUCUUGCUCCAGAGCAAGGGCUUCAUCGUCACAACCAUCAAGAUAGAUCCUUACAUUAACAUUGAUGCGGGGACUUUGGGUCCACUUCAGCAUGGAGAAGUCUUUGUGACAGAUGAUGGAGGGGAGUUGAAUUUCGAUCUUGGGAAUUAUGAACGCUAUCUUUCAAUCACACUCCAAUAUGAUCAUAAUCUCACAACGGGGAAGAUCUAUCGAAAUAUCAUCACCGGGGAACGAGCCGGUGAUUAUUUAGGCAAAACUGUUCAGGUUGUGCCUCACGUCACAAAUGCCAUUCAGGAAUAUAUCGAACGGACGGCAAAAAUACCUGUUGACGAGUCCCAGGUCGAACCUGAUGUGUGCAUUGUUGAGCUUGGCGGUACCGUAGGGGAUAUCGAGAGCUCGCCCUUUAUCUACGCACUGGCUCGCCUUCGAAAGAGAGUCGGCAAAGAAAAUUUCGUCCAGAUUCAUGUAGCUUAUGUCCCCAUGGUACCGCCGGGACCUUCUGGUGAGCAAAAGACAAAACCGACGCAGAGAUCUAUCUCUGACGUCCGUAGCGCCGGGUUAAGUCCACUUUUGAUUGCCUGUCGUUGCGAUGUGGCAUUGGGUCCGGCUACCAUUGAAAAGAUUGCCACAAUGUGCUCAAUGGAGCCAGAACAGGUCAUUUCCGUACACGACGGGCCAACAACAUACUACGUACCUCUCCUGCUGGCGAAACAAAACCUUCUCAGCAUCCUCAGCGAACAUCUCGAACUCCCGUCAGAUCGAACACCGACAAGGCGUAUGGAACAAGGUAAGCGCAUAUGGACCGACUGGGUUAAUCUUGUUCGAAGUCAAGAGACAUUGACCGAAACGGUAUCAAUCGCCAUCGUGGGCAAAUACAUCGCCAAUAAAAACGCCUACCUGAGUGUCACCAAGGCGCUCGAACACGCAGCUAUGUACUGCCGCAAAAAGGUCGAUCUCAUAUGGAUUGACGCCGCCCACCUCGAGGACCAGACCCGCGAAAAUUGGCCAGCGAAAUAUCACAAGGCCUGGCAUGAUCUAUGUGCCAGUCAAGGCGUUCUUGUGCCUGGCGGCUUUGGCAGUCGCGCUAACGAAGGAAUAAUGAAGGCAAUCACCUGGGCAAGGAUUAAUAAAAAGCCAUUCUUGGGCGUGUGUCUUGGCAUGCAACUCGCAGUGGUCGAAUAUGCCCGCAAUGUGAUGCAUAUCGUGGGUGCUGGGAGCGAGGAAUUCUGCCCAAAAUCCGAGAGAAAUGUGAUCGUGCACAUGCCUGAAUCUAGUCAGAACAAACCGGAUGGCUCUAUGCGUCUGGGGAAGCACCCAUGCAUCUUCCAGAAGGGGACUGAGUGGUCGAAGCUGCGGUCCUUGUAUGGGUCCGCAGUAUCCCAAAUUGAGGAGCGUCACCGGAACCAAUAUGAGAUUAACCCGGAGAAGGGUGAGGAUAUUGAGAAUGCCGGUCUUGCGUUCGUUGGCAAGGAUUUUACUGGCAGACGCAUCGAGGUCGUUGAGAUUCGCGACCAUCCCUUCUUCGUUGGUGUGCAGUUCCACCCUGAAUAUCUGAGUCGGGUGUUGCAGCCCAGCAGAGUGUUCGUUGGUUUAUUUGCUGCCGCGGCUGGGUGUCUGACCGAUGCCAUAAUGGCAUUGCAAGGGGGCGAAAGAAGCGUUGUAGAAGGGUACUAG
Molecule: messenger RNA, 1944 nt
Organism: Penicillium paradoxum
Lineage: Eukaryota; Fungi; Ascomycota; Eurotiomycetes; Eurotiales; Aspergillaceae
Exons: 5
Coding region: 1-1944 (647 amino acids)
Biological process (GO): CTP biosynthetic process; pyrimidine nucleobase biosynthetic process
Cellular component (GO): cytoophidium; cytoplasm
Molecular function (GO): identical protein binding; CTP synthase activity
Source: RefSeq, a predicted model, not a curated record